Messenger RNA from Lithohypha guttulata, 3276 nucleotides. RefSeq lists its product as uncharacterized. Lineage: Eukaryota; Fungi; Ascomycota; Eurotiomycetes; Chaetothyriales; Trichomeriaceae. The transcript has a single exon. Gene Ontology annotation, molecular function: phosphatidylinositol-4,5-bisphosphate phospholipase C activity; calcium ion binding. The record is from RefSeq and is a predicted model, not a curated record. The coding region runs from base 1 to 3276 and encodes 1091 amino acids. Gene Ontology annotation, biological process: release of sequestered calcium ion into cytosol; phosphatidylinositol-mediated signaling; lipid metabolic process.
AUGGCUACAGGAGCCUCAGCUGCAGCGUCGCCUGCAAUCCGGGCACGGGCUGAUCUCUCAUAUUCACCCCUACCUACACGUAACCUCAAGCAGAUGCCGUCCAUUCAGCGUAUGGAUGCAAGCUUGACUGGCUCCUUCAUGCUCGCUUCCGCGAGUACUCCUAGCGCAUCGUCGCUCAACGGCAGUCCGAGUUGCUCAUCAUAUCAGAGCUCUCCCUCCCUCGCAACACAAUACCAAAACUCACUAUCCACGGUCGAACUUUUCAGCCUACCUGAUCCUCUUCUCUCACCUUCAGCAGCUACGCCUACGCCGAACAUUUAUUCUUCUUCUUUCCCGCGACAAAAUGGCCUGACUCGCAAGAUCUCUUCUGGAAAAAGAGCACUCAGCCGACUUGGACGGACAACUUCGGCUGGGGUACCAGGUCGCCGUGAACCCAGUUCGGGUCCUGUUGCUCGACGACGCAGCGACAGCAAAACCACGACCUCGGCCACCUUCGACUCAGACUAUCCUGUGCCUGAGAUUCCUGCUGGUCUAGGCAUCUCACAAGGUGUCGGCCUUUCCGAGGAAGUCGGAUCCCCAAUUGAUGCCUAUACGAGGCUGGAUAAGAGAGCAGAAGUCGUCGCACCCGCUGUGCCUGAUGCUCUCGUCGCUGGAUCUUUGCUUACCAAGAUGACCAAGCGGAAACCCGAGCAGAAGUACUUUUACCUUGAUAAGGAGGGCUCCACCGUGUCCUGGAUGGGUCAUGUGAAGAAGAAAGAGUUUCACAUAGAUAACAUCUUGACAAUUAGGCCAGGACCAUAUGCUACAAGUCAUACAACAGACGUGCAGAGGCAAGAGCUGGAUCCUACUUGUUUCUUCACUGUCAGUUAUGCUCCCUCGCGAACUUCCAAGAAGACGAAGACAUUGCAGCUACUUGCUUCAAGUAGGUAUAUGUGUCAAUUGUGGGUCAACACUCUGGAGGCUUUGUCCAAACACCGUGAAGAGAUGAUGAUGGAGAUGAUUGGUAGUGAACGCGAAUCUGUUCUACGUAUGCACUGGAACUCUGAACUUGCAAAACAGCCAAAUGACGCUGUUUCCAGGUUGGACCUUCAUGCCAUUGCCGGCUUAUGUCGCAAGCUACAAAUCCAUCCUCCUAGAUCUGUGCUCGAAGAGGCUUUUCACAGUGCAGAUGUUAAUGCUAAGGGCCUGCUUGAUUUUGAGCAGUUUCGAGCAUUCAUCCGUCGACUAAGGUCUCGAGUCGACAUCAAGCCACUCUUCAAUCAUCUCAAGUCAUUCGGUGUCGAGGGUAUCAGUAAGGAAGACUUUCUAAACUUCGUCAGCUCCGAACAAAGGGAGGAUAUUGACACCAAUCGAAACUACUGGGACACAAAGUUCGAUGAGCUUUGUGCUAAACCAGAAAUUCCUGUUGUCGACGGCUACGGCUACCAAUACAUCGACUUUGCGAGUUUCGCUUCUUUUCUCACCUCGAAGGAAUGUAGUGUCUAUACCUCGCCGAAAAAGCCCAGGACUAGUCUAGACCGUCCACUCAACGAGUAUUUCAUCAACAGCUCACACAACACCUAUCUCACAGGAUCACAAUACCUUGGGACCUCCUCUGUUGAACCCUAUGUCACAGCUCUUAGGCAUGGCUGUAGGUCCGUAGAGAUCGAUUGCUGGGACGGCGACAACAACAAUCCUCGUGUCACACACGGCUAUACCGGCACGACCUCGAUCUCGUUCGUUGAGGUGAUCCGAGCCAUAAAUCGCUGCGCCUUCGAGGCCUCACCAUAUCCUGUCAUACUCUCGCUCGAGGUUCAUUGCAACCCCAUUCAGCAAGCACGCAUGGUCGAGAUCAUGUACGAGCAUAUCAACAAUGGAAAGCUGUUGUCGUAUCCAUUGCCUGAAAAUGUGUACAACCUCCCUUCUCCAGAAGAUUUGAAGUACAAGAUUCUGGUGAAAGUGAAGGCAACCAAUGCUCAUCCUUCUUUGGAAUCAAUUGGUGAUUCAACAGUCACUGCACGAAAACGAAGCGCAAGCUCUCCUGUGCGCAAUUCGACCACAUCAUCUACUGCCAUUGACUUGACACAAACUAUAUUAGGUUCAGCUUAUGACUCGCCUCCACCUACAGAUCAAUCCAUGCCUCCAACUAGUGAGGAGGAGUACGAAAGCGAUGCGAAUCAAGUCAGUCGUACGUCAGUCGAGGCACCGAGCAGAAAGACAAGCAAGAUUACUCAAGGUCUUGCUGCGCUGGGCGUAUACAUGCAAGGCUACACGUUUCGCUCCCCAGUCGAUCUUACUUUUCGAAAGUUUAACCACAUUUAUAGCAUUCCUGAGCACAAGGCGAUAGAAGUGGCCAAGGGAACAGAAAGCAAGAUGUUGUUUGAGAAACACAACGUAUCGCAUCUUUGUCGUAUCUACCCAAAACAGACAAGAAUCAACAGCUCAAAUUUUGACCCGAAUACUUUCUGGAGACGUGGAGUACAAAUGGUCGCUCUUAACUGGCAGACUUACGACAUACAUAUGCAAAUGAACCAAGCAAUGUUUGCAGCAGGUGCGGAUCGAAGCGGAUACGUACUGAAACCAAAAUACUUACGGGACCUGAGCCGCUUCGAUGGUGCUACGGAUCAAAAGGCUAAACUACCGCACUAUCGAAUCGAUUUCUCCAUCAAGGUGAUCUCGGCUCAACAGCUUCCUCUUCUCUCAAAUAUGGGAAAGAAUGAGCAGCUCAGUCCGUUCGUCGAAGUGCAAAUGUUCAGUGCGGAAGACGCGGCACGCAGUAUAGCAUACGGCUGUGGUGGCGAAGAGGUCUCUCGAACUAACGGCGUGCAUGGCAUUGGCAAGCCGCUCAGCAUACGGACCAAGACAGUCCCAGAGAAUGGGUACAAUCCACAAUUUAAUGACCUAAUUGAACUCAGCUUGGAAACAAAACACCCCGAGCUCGUCUUUGUACGAUUUGUCGUCUACCAAUCAGGCAAAGGUUCAAAUAAGGAACUGGCAGUGUUCACUGCGAAGCUUGACCGGUUACAGCAGGGCUACCGACACGUGCCAUUGUACAACAGUAAUGGUGAAGAACUCAUCUUCUCGUCCUUGUUCUGUCACUUCAAAAGACAAAAGCCGAAGCCAGUGACUCGCGAAUGGGCACCCGCCCGUCACGGCUCCUUCAGAUCUUUCCUUUCACGAAGCAACACGAUGGAUGGAGGCAGGCAAAGAGGACAGGUCCCGGCUGACAAGGAGAGGAUCGCUGUCCAGCAGAGGCUCAACAGGGAGAUCGAAGCCAAGAAGCAACGAGCUUUGUAA